Messenger RNA from Penicillium manginii, 2004 nucleotides. Its product is annotated as putative carboxylesterase. NCBI's taxonomy places the organism in Eukaryota, Fungi, Ascomycota, Eurotiomycetes, Eurotiales, Aspergillaceae. The record is from RefSeq and is a predicted model, not a curated record. Bases 1 to 2004 code for a protein of 667 amino acids. The transcript is spliced from 3 exons.
AUGUUACUCAAGUUCUUCUCUUUCACUUAUCUACUGGUGACCAUCGCUAGCGCGGUGAUUAGCCCAGGUUCACUGAAUUCGGAUCUUGCGAUUCUUAUUCAAAAUGACUUACAAGAAAAUGUAAGCCCAUGGGCCGGGUCGGGCAUCUUGCUUCUGGACCCGAUGCCGCUGAAAAGAGCGAUACAAACCUGCCAGAGUCUUGGAGAGAGACUUUGGUCAAUCGAGGCAGGGUUCUCUGAUAUUGAAAAUGAUCUAAAGUAUUUAGUCUAUCAGGGCGAUAAAAAUAAACGUCAGCGAUACUGGAUUGCCUCUAUACACAGCACACCGUCAACAAUAGAUGUUAACGGCAGAGUGAAGAAAACUUCCUCCGAUGAGAACUUACCAGUUCUCUGCACCCAAACUGCCCCCUACUCUACCCCUACCUUUCAAGAUAUCAAUUCGUCUUGGCAGAUUGCCGUUCGCUCGAAUAACGAGUACAUCACUGGAUUUCGCGAUCACUUGAGUUUCCGCUUCCUCGGUAUUCGAUACGCAGGUCCCACGGAAAGAUGGAAGUACUCGCAACUACAUAAAGGAUCAAAUACCAUGGUCUCCGCUUUGAACUACGGCUCUACAUGUCUCGAAUCGGAAGACUGCUUCUUCCUCAACGUUUGGACACCAUAUCUGCCCCGUUCUCAGCACUCUCCAAAGAGGAAACUCAAACCAGUCAUGUUCUGGAUACAUGGUGGUGCUUUCACAAGUGGAUCAGGUAGCGAUACCCUAAUGGAUGGAAGUAACCUUGCAUCAAGAGGGGAUGUUGUGGUGGUGACUAUCAACUACCGACUGGGAACACUGGGGUUUCUGGCUCUGGAUGACGGAGAAACAAACGGCAACUAUGGAAUUGCAGACCAAAUUACCGCUCUAAAUUGGGUUCGCCGUAAUAUUCGAGAUUUUGGAGGCGAUCCUGACCGAAUCACUAUAUUUGGCCAGUCGGCCGGGGCAGGCUCCGUCAGGGCUUUACUCGCAUCUCCUCAAGCCCGGGGCAAGUUUGCCGGCGCGAUUAUGCAAAGUAAUCUUGGAGGGCUGGGGUAUGGGACGACCUAUUCCAAGUACUACACAAUCGCAGAGGAGAUGGAAGUUGUGGGGAAGGACAUAUUGACCCUGACGAACUGCACGGGCGUUAGUUCACCGGUUAAAUGUCUGAGAGCGCUUCCUGCUGCCACAAUUACGGGACUUGAUGCGGUAGCCAGAUAUCUCGUUGUGGAUGGGAAGUAUCUUGAGACUUCGCAAUUAGAUCUGACAUACCCUGAGAAAACGGCAAAUGUGCCUCUCAUGAUCGGAACGACGAGAGAUGACGGAGCUGCCAUGAUUGGAUACCCCACGGCGAAUGAGACCAUCCAGACAUUCUUGAAUGGUUCCGAAAUGCCAUCAAGCGUUCUCAGCAACUCGAAAUUAUUCCCAGUUCCGUCUACUUUGAACAAAACGCUCGACAUCUUCAACACUACGGCCCACAUCGCCACGGACGGCAUCUUCCGCUGCAUUGACCAAGCGACUGGAUAUAGUGGUUUCGAAAAUGGAAUCUUUCCAGAGGUCUUCUUCUAUGAAUUUAAUCGAUCAUACCAGAUGCUAGAUUGGUCCCCCAACGCGCCAGUAUGCGACGCACCUAUCACAUCCGAGUACCCCCACGGCGACCCAAAUCAAGAAUACUUCAAGUGUCAUUCGGGAGAGCUGUACUAUGUCUUUGGCAACCUUUUGAGACAGGGACGUCCCCUACGUGAUGGGUUCGAUCUUCCAUUUGAACAGUAUGUACUGGAUCUUUGGACUAGCUUUGCUCGUACUGGUCGGCCGACUCCGGAUUCGGGAUUUCUUGAGGCGAGAGGAUAUGCCAAUACUACCCGACAGGUUGAGUUGGCGGGGAAUGGAUGCCAUUUGGACAUGGAGAUUAUCGACUGCACCGUCUACAGUGGCCUUCCAAAAUGGUGGAUCUGGAUGAAAGGGAGCAGUGCAAGGCUCUGCAAUUGCCUCUGA